Messenger RNA from Drosophila persimilis, 366 nucleotides. RefSeq lists its product as uncharacterized. The transcript has a single exon. Bases 1 to 366 code for a protein of 121 amino acids. Lineage: Eukaryota; Metazoa; Arthropoda; Insecta; Diptera; Drosophilidae. The record is from RefSeq and is a predicted model, not a curated record.
AUGCUGUUCCUUGCGCCGCGCAAGCAUCUGUUUGCCACCAACCUGAUCAUCCUGCUGAUGAUCUACGUGAUGCGCAAGUGCCUGCAGCUCUUCUGCAUCCUCGAGAACCGCACCGCUUGCCCGCAGUCCGACUGUGACUGCGACGAGCGGGACAGGGAGGAGAAGAAGGAGAAGGAGGAGGACUCCCCAUUGAUGGAGAGACGCGGCGGCUUCAAGUUCAUACCCGAUGCCAUGCACAAGAGCAUGCACGGCUUUGGCUAUGGCGAGGGCCACUACCAGAUCUUCGUGGAGAAGAAGGAGCGCAAUCUGCCCACCCAUUCGCGCCUCAAUGCGGCCACAGCUGAAGUGAAGCUGAAUCCCAAUUAG